UUCUAGCAACUGAUGACGUCAGGAUGGUUCUUCUCGCAAAACAUCGCAAAAUCCCGCAUAGAUGGCGGGGGAUCCAAAAUGUUGUCUGCUUGAAAAUAUGUAAACAAUACACGAGUACGUGUGGACCAUAGAUCUAAAAAGAACAUGUUCUUUAGUGAGAUGAUUGAAGCAUAAGAGCAAUGACUUCAAGGCAACCAAUUGGGAAGAACAGCUACAAGACAUUUGUAGCUCAGCAAAAGAAACUGCUGUCUUCCAAGUACCCAUUUCUUAGUCAGAGCCAGAUUUUACACAAAGUGAAAUCUUUGUGGGCCAAAUGUGCUAAGGAAGAGAAAUCGAAUUAUAGGGGUAAAGGAAAACCACGCAACAUCAAUGUGACAGUGAGAUCUACAUAUACUCUUGAAUUUUCUACAUCUUCAAAAAAGGAAAAACCUUUGUCUAAAACUUCAGCUGAGGAACAUGGUUUGGUGUCAAGAAAGUUUAACUCAGAAAAUGAGGCCCAUGUGUUGUGGGAUAAAGACAUUAAUCAAAGUCCACCGGAAGUUGGAGAUGAUGAGGAACUGCAGUUUAUCAGAGGUAGUCCAACCCAUACAUACAAAGAUGGAAGUUAUAUGCCUACAGAUAGAUUACCCAUCCCUGAAAUUUAUGAAGAAAUUCCUUGCACGCAGCAGUCGGGAAUUCUAAAGAGUGCUAGUAGGGAUCCAGCCAAGUUGAAUUGCAGCAACAGAGUAAGUUGGGGUGAAACACUAGCUACAUACCACUCCAACUCUGCUUCAGCAAGCACUCGAUCUAACACCAACUCACCAUCAAAUUUUGGGAGUGAUGCAGAAAACAUCGCAAGAGGUGAAGUCAUAACAAGUUCACCUAUAAUGGAAAGUCGAAUCCUACGAUGCCCAGAUUCUCAGGAAAGUUGUGCUUCACUUGAUUUGGCUCUGGCUAAUAAUUAUAACCAAAAAACAGCAGCAUCACCUGAUUUUGAAAUCUGCUCACCAAAUGUGAUUCCACCUUCCCAAACUGAAGGUGAUAGGUAUUUGUUCACUGAUGAAGACAAGUUUCCAGUGUUAUCAAAAGCCAGUAAAACACUUGUUCAAGAUAUGGGCAAAUGUGACGCUGAAAAUGGAAACAGUAAUGGAAAAACUGUAGACAGUGUAGACAGGUCAAGAAACAAUAAGCAAUCUUCAAACAGUGGGGAAGGUGAAAAGGCAAGCUCUGUCACAAGAUUAAGAAAUAGGCAGAACCAGAAUAUAGAGAAACCUAAUAGCAUAAAUACACCUCAAGAAGAAGAGUCCCAAGUGAAGGAUGGAAAGUCAAAAUCCAUAAAACAGUGCGAAGCAAGUGAAAAAGAAUCCUCAUUUUCUGAUCCCAAAAGCUCUCAAGAUGACACCCAAACAAAUCAAGUUAUCAACAGGGACCAAUGUAAUGAAACCAGCAUACCGCCCCCCUCAAAGUCAAAGAAAAAAAAGGGCAAGUCAAAGAAGAAUUAUAAAAAGAGACAAAAAAAAUCAUAUUCGGCUGUUUCAUCAGGUACCAUGCAAGCUUCACAAAGUGAAAAUGAACAAAAACAGGGAUGCAAAAGUCAAAAGACACCUGUCACCCAAGCUCCAGAAAAGUUAGAGGAAGGAGAAGGCCAAGCGAUGCUGAACAGAGAUAUUGGAGACCUACAGCAGAAUUCAGAAAGUCUGAUCAUGCUCAGUGCAAAGGAUAGUCACCACAACCAUGACAAGGUAUCCCAGAGAUCUGCUCAUAAGGCCACUGUUGCCCGCAUCCAUGCUAGUUCGGUUUGUGCUGCCAGUCCUAUACCAGUAGCCAAGGAGGAAGUCACAAAACCAGCAACAGAAGAGCAUGUAAAUACUGGAGAAUCUAAUCCAUCUGCAGCAGAGUCAAGUCAAAAUUCUGAACCAAACAGUUUGAGCCAAGGUGACCACACAAAGACAGCAUCUACAGUGCCAAUUACCCACUGCAAGAAUAAGAAGAGAAAAGCAAGUCUUGCCAUUAUGUUUGUUGGCAAAGGUGGCAAUUCAGCUCUAGUGCCAUCCCCUCAAGUGCCCAGAAUUUCAACAGAUGGCCCUAAAAAAUGUCAUAUGCAACACUUACAGUUUGAUAAAGCACCGAGAAGAAAGGCAUCAAUUGCUAAGACACCAGUGGCCUUUGGGGGUGCUGUGGCCCUGAAUGAUCCUGGUCUUGUGGAAGAAGAUAUUGAUGCAAUCCGAGAAUCUCAAAACAUUGUUCAGAAAAAUAGAAAAAUGGCUGUCAGAACUGUUGCACCACAAAUUCAAAGCAUAGAAGAAUUGAGUGUUGAGGAAACCAGCAAGACUAAUCAUUACCCUCACAGAAGAGGAAAAAAAGUAUCGGGAGCAAAAAUUGUUGUGCAGAUGGGUGGUCUCCACUUACAAGCAGCAGCAGUACAUUCACCUGGAGAAAACAGGAAAGAAAAGAAUACUGCUAUUUCAAGGGAUGAUGUUCAGGAGGCAUUGGAUGAUAACAUCAAUGAGGUGGUGCCAGAAUCUCAAAUUGACACCGCAAUCAAAGACAAUGAUGUGAAUAUAGGUGAAACUGUGAACAAACAGGUUUUUGAAGCUGAUACCUCAGGAAGUGGGAAUAAAGAAAAUCAGCAACAGCUUGAAAAUGCAGAGUCUCCAGAGAUCGAUUCUGCAAACCAAGAUAAGGCAGCAAGUGGUGACAAAUUAUGUGAGCAAGUUCCAGAGGCCCUGAAGAUUGCACAAAAUGACCCAGAGACUAGAGAUGCAUCAAAAGAUGUUUAUUCUCAAGAAAAUAAUGAUAAAUCUAACCCAAGUAAUCCAUACUUUAAAAAACAGUCUGGAAGCAAGAAAGAUAAACAGUCAAAGAGAGGAAGCAUGAAAUCAACCAGAAGUUCUCAAAGAGCCAAAACUAGAUCUCAGGUUUUACAUGACACUCAGAGUCACAAUAAAGUACAAAGUGAAAAAAUUGAAUGUAAUGACAGAAAAGCUGAAAUAGUGUUGGAACAUAAAGCACUGUCCAAAAAGAACCAAGAUGAAACUGCUGAAGACAGUGCAACAGGUACUAACAAAGGAAAAAUGAUGAUUAAUAAUCUCGGAAGUCAAGAUGAUGAGCCACGUGUUUUAACAAGAAGCAAAAGAACCACCAUAUCAAUUCCUAGUAAAGAUAUCCCUGAACCUGUCGGUAAGGUAAAGAAAACCAAUAAUGCACGGUCAGUUAACCAAAAAGGACUGACAAAAACCACAAAUGAAAAUUCUUUGUCAUCUCUUUUGUUAUCACAGUCUUCUCUACCCUUACGAAGAUCUAAAAGGAUGAAACAAAACGGCAAGGCAUCCAGUGAAAUACCGCCAUGUUUUGAAGAAGGGUUAGACAGUGAAAAAUUUAGAGAGAGUUGCACAGAAAAUUAUUCAAGGGAGGCCGGAAUUCAAGAUGAUUCAGUUCUUUCUGCAAAUUCAGCCACUCCUUUACCAUCUUACAUAUUCAACAAGAACAGUCAGGCAGGUGUGGAAAACCUUCCCUCUGAUCAAAUACAUGCAGAUGAGAUGUCUACUAGAGAUGGCUAUAUACAAGAAUCUGCUGUCCAUAUUGAGCAAUCCAAUAUGCUGAAUUCUAGGGACACCCAACAACCCACAUAUAAUUUAUCUUCUUCAUCAGUUGAAGUUAUUCAAGAGACACAAGAUUUAUCAUUAGUGAACAUGGCAAGGGACAUCCCACCAAGAAGCCAUUCAACUGACAGAAAGGUUUCAAAGAUGAUGCAUGAUCUUGGGUUUGACAGUGAUGGUGAUGAAGACUGUUCCAAUAAGGAAAAUAUCAUUGAUGAAGAGGAUUCCAAGGCGUCACAAAAACCCAAGAAAAGGGUAAAGAAAAUAGCUGCUCAAAAUGAAAAAGCAAAGAGUAGAGAGGGAACCCUUUCCAAACCAAGUGAAAAAGUGUCUUUGUAUGAUUUUGAUGAAUAUGAUGACAAUGGAGACUUUAAAAUGGAUAGUCAGUUAAUUACACCAGCCAAAUCAGUUUACAGUGAAGCAAAGCAGUCUGCUGUUAACAAAAAGUCUGAAAAAAGGAUAAGAUCUAAAAGAAGCAACAAGAGCAAUGAUGAAUUUGAAUCUGUUUAUGAACUUAAUCUAUCAGAGAAGGAUAUGGAUCUCAGUGGGGUGUCUUUGCGUGAUUUCUCCAAAUUUGUUUCUUCUGGUGAAAAGAGUAAACGAAAGAAGGAGAAGGGGCUUAUAGUCGACCUCUCAAAUGGUUUUGAUUUAGAUUCAGAUUGCAAUUCUAAUUUGAAUCAAGAAAAUUCAAAAUCUAAGAGAACCAAGAAAAUGAAAGGCAACAGAAAAAUAAAACACCAGAAUGAUCUUUCUAAAAACAAAACACAGUUGAAUAGGAAGCAACAAGAUGAUCUGCAAACCCCAAAACAAGACACUAAUAGAUAUAUGGCAAACAUCGCUGUCUCUGAACUGGUAACACCCCAGUCUGAAAAUAACUCAACAGAAGCUGCUUUAAGGGAAGUAAUCAAAACACCACAGAAACCAAGAAAGAGCAAAUCUCCUGUUCACCGUGCUGAGAAGUCCCGCUGCAGCACAAGACUUUUAAAAACUCCUACUUUGACAUUUAUUGGUACAGGAACACCAACCACCCCAAGAUCUGUGGAGAGAAGAAAAAAGAAAAAGGCCAGGAAGUCAAGAGAUAAAGAUGCUGGAACAUUCACAGCAAUUAAUUCAGAGUGUAGAGAUGGUUUAGAGAAAAGUAGAAUAUCAUAUUCAACAUAUAUGUCAGAUGAAGGAAGCACAGACAUGUCCAAAGGUAUGAAGAAGACAGACACCAAAACAAAGCCAGUGAAUUGUAAGAAUCCCUUCAAAAGAGAAACAUGCGCAAAGUACAACAGAUUGCCAAAGAGGUCUAGGUUUGAGAUAUUUGAAGAUCGCACUAGUCCAUCUUUUACUGACAUAAUUCUUGGAAGAAAGAAACGGCCUUCUGUAUUUUCUGAUGUUGAUACAGAGGCAAGUUUCCAGUUAUCUGAAAGGUCAGUUGCACAAACAUCUCACACUGCACCAGAUAGCCAGUCCAGUGUGGAAUCUUCAUUAGAUGUGGUGCCCAUGUUGGAUACACCAGCAAUAGACCUCCUUGGUGCUGACAUACAAUCAUCACAAGAUGAAAUGGCUCUGCCAUUGCAUGAUUUAUCAAAGUUACCAACUCAAUCAAAACAGAAGCAAAAUACUCCUGUGAGAGGUGAAUACUGUAGUGUAAAAGAAAAGCCCAAAGAUAUUAGUGGAUCUUUUGAACUUGUCGAAUCUAAAAAGAAACAGUGGCAUGGAAAGGAGUACCAGGAGGAAACACAGUAUAGGUCCAAAAGAUGUCUUGGCAUGGAUGAAGUUGAGGGAGAAAAUGAUAGUCAGUCCAGCAUCGAUUCAGAAUAUAACAGCAAACAGAUGCAAGAACCAUCCAGCUCCUGUCGUUCAAUAGUGAGGAUGUUCGAGGACUUGUGCCGAUCACAAGAAAGCACUACUGAACUUACAGACAGUUCUACCAGGUACAGAGACAAGAAGAAAAAUAAGCAGCGUGAGGCACUGAAGACACCAGAUAGUGGAGUAAAGGAGCAAUCCACUAAGAACAGACCACGAAACACAUCAAAUGGAAAAGGUCUUAGUGUGGCUAGGAAACUACCCAUGGGCCCAGCUGGAGAUGCUAGUCAAACCUACAGCAUUGCGUCAUACAGUCCUGAACAGACCUUAGCUGAUGAUGAUGAUUUGCUGGAGGAAAGUGAAGAGAGUUUUGUAUUGCAAACCAACAGACACCUUUUCUUUACACCUUCACAGAACAAGAUGUUGAAUAAAAGAACUCGAGAACAGACCAAAAAUGAAGAGUCGGAUGAAGAGCUAAUCCAAAACCAAAUUAGGAUUUCCUCACAAUUCACCAGUAGCUUUCAGGAGAGCCCUAAAUUAUCUCGCAUCAAAUCUAGAAGAACAAGACCAAAGACAGCAGCCCAGUCACAUACCAGAAUGUCACAUGAUGAUGAAGAAGAGGAUUAUUUUGAACUGUUUAGGUCAUUUUCUUCAGGAGAUAGGGAGGAAACCAGCUCUAACUGGACAGUGUGUAAGAGUAUCAUGGCAAUGCGCAGAAUAAUGAGAGCUGCCAAUGAUGAAGUACUGGCUCUAUCCACUGCUGUCAUUGAUGAUGAUGAGGAUGAUGACAAUUUUUCUUGUGGGUCUCUUCCAAGAUCAGUGACUCUUAGUAGCUUGAGUGAGGUGACUGCAACUCCUCAGCCAAAAAAACACACCAGUAGAUCAGUACAAAAAAGCAAGUCAACUAUCACGAGUGGGAAUUCUUCAAGGAAGAAGGACACAUAUGGCACCAAUACUCAUCCUAAGAAAGCAAAAGCACAGUCACAACCUAAAUGCAAAGUGAACCAAGCAACAAUCUCUGCCUUACAGUCCUUGCUUUCUUCAAUGGAAACUUCCUUGGGGCUUCCAGCAUCUCAGGAUUUCUUGGAAACUGAGAAGCACCCUGUUCAAGAGAGUUGUCAGGAAUGGCCAACAUCACAGGACUCCUCUUGGGCAGAGGAUUACCCUGUUUUUAAUUCUUCAGUCCAAAAGAAGAAGAGAAAUCAACAGGGGGAGCCAAAAAGCAGAUUCAGAAUGCAAAAUCUAGUGUCUUCUCCAGUGUCUUCUGUGAACACCUCUCAGGGCAUUUUGUGUGAUAUGUUUGAUGAAAGAACUCCAUGUGAUAAGAAUGUGAGGCCAACAAGCAGGCUGAUUUCCAGUGGAACCAGAUCUUUUAAUUACAGCAUUUCUGGUGACGAUGAAUGGGAUAAUUUAAUAUGAAUGUUUAUUGCUGAUACCAAAGGAUAAAGAUUGCAAAGUUACUUAUUUAAUAGAGUUAUAGAAAUUAAUCACAGUAUUGUGAACUUGCAAAAACCAGUAGCAGCAGUGUGAUCUUUCACCUUUUCUGAAUUUUUUUUAAUCCACUACCAGUCAAUUGGGAUGGGUUUUUCCUGCUGCUUUUAUUAUCUUCUUCAAAAUAACUGCUUCCAAACCAAGUUGAUUUUAUAGGUUUGUUCGUGAAUAAGUUUGAAAUGAGCAGUUACCUUUGUUAUAAAUAUCACAAAUGUAAGAAGCAUUUUUAGUCCUUUUACCACAAUGUGUAAGUUUUCUUAUAUGAACUUUGUUUAAGGCAAAUGUGACAUAAGUAGUUUAUAACUUUUAAUGUUUAUUUGUUAGAAGUUUUAUACAAUUUGGUAUGUUAAUGUUUGUAUUGUUGUG
This is a messenger RNA of Lingula anatina, 7229 nucleotides long. RefSeq lists its product as uncharacterized. The record is from RefSeq and is a predicted model, not a curated record. NCBI's taxonomy places the organism in Eukaryota, Metazoa, Brachiopoda, Lingulata, Lingulida, Lingulidae.